Molecule: messenger RNA, 1120 nt
Organism: Pseudogymnoascus verrucosus
Lineage: Eukaryota; Fungi; Ascomycota; Leotiomycetes; Thelebolales; Thelebolaceae
Exons: 2
Coding region: 212-895 (227 amino acids)
Cellular component (GO): cell division site; plasma membrane; growing cell tip
Source: RefSeq, a predicted model, not a curated record
GAGGCGAGAAGAAUAAAGGGUCCAGGUCCCCCUUGGUUUUAGUUGUGCUUCUUCUUAUUGUUUUUUGUUUGGUAUAUCAAUCAAACAAACUUCGCCAUCCAUUGUACGCAUCAUAAAUAUACGAGGAUAGCAAACGUCUAUCCAAUCGAUCUGAGUGCAAGGGAAAUUUGAUAAAUAAAAAAAGAAGAAGAAAAGAGACAAGAUCGCAAACAUGGUCCUCGGAUUCUUCCACCAUCUGGGCUCGUUCCUGCUCCUCGCAGCCUGCGUCCUCCUCAUCAUCACCACCAUCACCGCCCCCGUCAUCAAGAACCUCGCCAUCCUGCGCGUCGACCUCCAGAAUGGUGACACCGUCAACUUUGGUACCUUCGGGUACUGCAUCCUAAGUGACGCCGGAAACACCUGCACAAACGCCCGCAUCGGCUACUCCCCCGUCCCCCUCCUCGACACCCUCGGCGCGGGCGACUACGGCUCGGCAUCCAAGAACACCGCCGACGCCCUCACCCGCGUCAUGGUCUUGCACCCCGUCGCAUGCGGUCUUGCCUUCCUCGCCUUCCUCGCCUCGCUGGGUGCUUCCAUCUUCGGCUCCCUAUGCGCCGCGCUCAUCUCCUCCGUGGCGUGGUUGAUUACUCUCGUCGUGCUGAUUACGGAUUUUGUCGCCUGGGGAAUCGUCAAGAAGAAGGUCAAUGAUGAUGGGAAUAGCCAUGCUAGCUUUGAGGUGGGGAUCUGGACGCUGCUUGCCGCGUUUGUGGUGCUCUUCCUUGGAACGGUGUUGGUGCUGCUUACGUGCUGCUCGGGACGCAGGGAGAAGAAGCGCGGGGGAGUAAGGAAGGCCGAGCCGGGUUUUGUUGAUGGACCAGGCAGGCCCGCCAGGAGACGUUGGUACCAGAGGAGAUAAACAACUCGUGGGGUUGUGAGAUCUGGAAGGGGGAGGGAAAGGAAAGGGGUUUAAUGUGGACGUGGGAUGAUGUGUAUGAUGGAUGAAGGGGCGCGAGUCUCAUGUGCCGAUACGGUGCUGGGAAGUGUAUAUGGGCGCGAUGAUGGGGAUGCAGAGAUGAUUAAAAGACAUAAUUCCAUAGCUUAAUGAUACCAAUCCUCGAUUUCCAAUGAUCAAAGUUUCGAG